AAAAGUAAAGCAGAAACAAUUGCAGAGGAAAACAACAGGCGACUAAAAGCUAAAGAAGAAGAGAAAGAACAGGAGCAAUGGAAAGCCUUGUGUAUACCAACUGAAAAGGAAAUAAAAGCAAAUCAGACUCUUGGAAUAAAUAAAUUGGAGAAGUUUCUCAAGAUCCUGAAAAGUAAAUCUGUGAAGUUCAGCGUAGAGAUAACAGCACUGUCUGCCUGUUUAGAAGUCUGGAAGGAGCACUGCAGAGAGCAAGGUAACAAAUCUAAAGAUUUAACCAAAGCUGUUCAACUUAUGAGGAGAAUUCAUAUCCUCCUUGAAAAGUAUCAAGAUCUCUUGAAGAAGCCACAUGUACAAAAGCUGACCAGAUAUCUAAAACUUCUUGGAUUUAAGAAUUUGGCAUGCUCUCUACCUGACCAGACAGGAGAAAGUAAUGAUGACAAUGUAAGCAACUAUGCUAUCGGAAUGGGUCCAGCUCGCUUUCAGCUACAAUACAUGGAUUAUUACUUGCUCAGAGAAGAGAGAAAUGAUCCAGAUCCCCGAGUGCAACAUUUCAUACCAGACACACAGCAGCGAGAACUUCUUGAUGCUGUAGAUAAUAAUGAGUCUGCGGUGAUUGUUGCUCCCACUUCCUCAGGAAAAACAUAUGCGUCAUAUUAUUGCAUGGAAAAAGUUCUGAAAACAAGCAAUGAAGUAGUAGUUGUGUACGUUGCUCCUACAAAAGCCCUUGUGAACCAAGUGGUGGGAACUAUAUACAGUCGAUUCACCAAGAAACUUCCAGAUGGAUUGGUAAUGUGUGGAGUCUUCACACGAGACUAUCGUCAUGAUGUCAUGAAUUCUCAGAUACUAGUGACUAUGCCUCAAUGUUUAGAAAUCUUGAUGCUGUCUCCUCGUUGCCAGAAAUGGACCAAACGGAUACAAUAUGUUAUACUCGAUGAGGUCCAUUGUCUUGGCAGUGAAAUUGGAGUAGAGGUUUGGGAGCAUCUUCUGAUAACAAUUCGAUGUCCAUUUUUGGCGCUCUCUGCUACUGUCUGUAACCCAGAACACCUGAGUACCUGGUUACAAUCUGUGAAAAGAUAUUGGCAACGUGCUGAGCAAACAGUAGGAGGAAGCUCUACAAACUGAAAGAACUUUACAAGAAAAUGUAAAGCGAAAUCUAAAGUACCAGAACAAAAGAAAGCGUAUCGUGUUAGACUAGUCUUGUAUGAAGAAAGAUACAAUGAUUUGGAGAAGUACGUGUGUUCUCUAAAGGGCAGUGAUUUUAUCAUUGAACAUUGUCAUCCGUGUGCUGCAUUGACAGUCAAUCAUAUUGAGAACUAUGGUAUUCCUUCAGAUCUUUCUUUGUCUCCACGAGAGAGCAUCCAGCUUUAUGACAUAAUGGUAAAAGUCUGGCAAGAGUGGCCAAGGGCACAGGAGCUAGAUCCUGAGGAAUUUGUCUCUUUCAAGAAUAAAGUAGUAAUAAAAAAGGCAGAUGUGAGAAAAUAUGAACAGGAACUGAAGAAAGAACUAAGCAAAUGGAUUGCGCUUGGCCAAAGGCAGAAGGUGAAUGAGCUCCUGGAGCACCUUAAGCCAAAACCUGUGGAUUGCUCAGAAAAGGAAAAGCGGAAGCAUUUUGCAAGCUUUGUGGAUAAAUUACAUGAGAUGGAUAAGUUGCCUGCCAUACUUUUUAUAUUUACCAAAAUAGAAGUGCAAGAUCAAACCCUGUCCUGCAGUUCAAGAAGUGGCAGAGACUUUUAUUUUACAUCUAAGAAUUGCCAUGGCUCUGAACUAGCAUCUCAUUUGAUGGACACCACCAAAAGCAUAUCUGCCAUCUCGCCUUUUGCCUGUUUAUCUGGAGUGGUUGAUAACUACCUAUUUCAUGGGGAGAUCAUUAAUAAAGCUGUCUUACGUUCCCUUGGAAUUAAUGUCAAAAACUGCCCCCUGCUUUAUUUGAACAGGUAUGAUAAUCGGGGAAGGAGAAGGCUGCUCAAUGCAUAUGCACUGGACUUCUAUAAGCAUGGUUCCUUGAUUGCAUUGACAACAGAUAACUGGUUAAAUGAAGGAGAUGCUUACUACGCACUCAAGGAUUUUUCACUCCUCAUUAAGUCUAUUGGAGUAUCACUGAGUGAACUGUGUGAUGAUCUGAAUGAUAAUGUUCUACUGGCAUUUCAACAACUGGGCAAAAUCUAUGAAGAGAAACUGAAGUGUAUUACCUGA
Leptosomus discolor (cuckoo roller) is the source of this 2193-nucleotide messenger RNA. Lineage: Eukaryota; Metazoa; Chordata; Aves; Leptosomiformes; Leptosomidae. The record is from RefSeq and is a predicted model, not a curated record.